This is a messenger RNA of Nicrophorus vespilloides, 1104 nucleotides long. RefSeq names its product annexin B9-like. The coding region runs from base 25 to 1041 and encodes 338 amino acids. NCBI's taxonomy places the organism in Eukaryota, Metazoa, Arthropoda, Insecta, Coleoptera, Silphidae. Gene Ontology annotation, cellular component: cytoplasm. The record is from RefSeq and is a predicted model, not a curated record. The transcript is spliced from 5 exons. Gene Ontology annotation, molecular function: calcium ion binding; calcium-dependent phospholipid binding.
CAUUCCUUUUACUUUCCCCAUACAAUGUUAAGUAAUCAAGGCUAUUUAUACGUUCAGGUUCAGUCGAGCGGAAGAAUCGGAACGAAGAAGAAGAAGAUGUCGAACCCAACAGUUUUACCGGCCGAUCCUUUCGAUGCCGCCGAGGAUGCGAAAACUCUGAAGAAAGCGUUCAAAGGAUUCGGAUCCGACGAGAAGGCCAUCAUCGGCGUGAUCGCGAAGCGGUCGCUGGAGCAGAGGAUGGAAAUCGUGAAGGAAUUCAAGACGUUGUACGGCGAAGAUCUGCUGGAGGAGCUGAAGAGUGAGCUGCGCGGAAACUUCGAGGAUGUUAUCGUCGCGCUGAUGACGAAUCCGGUGGAUUUCCAAGCGAAGGCUUUGUACAAAGCUCUCAGCGGAUUGGGAACGGAUGAGGAUACACUGGUCGAGGUCCUCGCCAUUCACGACAACGAGGAGGUCAAGGUUAUUAGCACAGUCUACGAAGAGCUUUAUGAAACUUCGUUGGAAAGCGAUAUAAAAGGUGAUACAUCGGGCACAGUGAAAAGACUCUUUGUUUCCUUAUCGGUGGGUGGUCGCGAUGAAUCCGAGCACACCAAUCGAGAAUUGGCUUACAAAGAUGCCCAAACAUUGCUUAGAGCAGGUGAACUAAUACAAGGUACGGACGAGUCGACCUUCAACGCGAUCCUUUGCCAAAGGAACCGGUCCCAGUUGAAAUUGAUAUUCGAAGAGUACGAAAAGUUGACCGGCCACGAGUUCGAGCAGGCCAUCAAAAAUGAGUUCUCCGGCACCGCGAAGAGCACUCUCCUCAAUCUCAUCCAUUGCAUCCGAGACAAGUACGACUACUUGGCUACGAGACUGCACAAAAGCAUGGACCGUUUGGGCACCGACGAUAGAACUCUGAUCAGGAUUAUCGUUUCCCGCUCGGAAAUCGAUCUCGGCACCAUCAAACAAGUGUUCGAGUCCAAAUACGGGAAGUCUUUAGCUGAUUGGAUCACGGACGAUACAUCCGGAGAUUACAAGCGGUGCUUACUGGAAAUCGUUGGAUAAAUAAUUUCCAAGACGAAGGCUGCUGCAGCCAACAAAUUUCCAAUAAAGUAUAAUAAGAAUAUA